GAGAGAGAGACUCAGCCUUUCUAGAUCACUAACCUGUCCCUCAUUUUCAGCAUCUUCUCUGUUCAGACCCAUGGCUGCCGCUGAGGUGGCCGUUUCCCCGGCGAUUCUUGGACUUCGUGAUCUUCUCUCCAAGCCCGAAGACACCAUCGUCUCUAAAAGAUUAACCGAUCAAAUCUCUGACUCCAUAAGCAAACUCCAGGAGAUCCUGAAACACGCUGAGGUCAACGAUGACCGCAACCAAGAAACUCGGAGAUGUGAGGAACAGCUUCUGCUUCAGGCUCGUAGAGCUGAGCAGAUUGCAGAAGAAUUCCUUGUGAAAUUGUCCCGACAUCAGAUGUCGAAAUUGCAAAAGGGUCGAUUCACCAAGUUGUUUGGUUUAGUUCGGUUCUUCUUGGUAAUGAACCGAGGAAGUGCCAGGAAAAAGAUGGCUGAGGAUUUCAUGACAAAAGUCCGAUCGUUAUUCAGCGAGUUCACAUCAUCCCGGCCUCCUGCUAAAGGCCUGCUGGGCACUGAAAGGGCAUCAUCUUCGUCAUCGAGCAAGAGGAAUCAAGAAAAUAAGAGGCAGAGGGUCGAGUUCGAUAUCGUGGGCCGUGACAAGUACGUAGAACGUCUUCGGGUCUGGUUGGUCAAAGAUGACGACUCCAACCUACGGGUGAUCUCGGUGGUUGGCCAACAAGCCUGUGGCAAGACCGCACUGGUGAGGAGUGUCUUCAGCGAGCCAAAAAUCAAGCAUCACUUUGAUUGUCGCGCUUGGGUCCGUGUCCCGGACCAUGGGGAGGAGUCUGACCGGAUGAAGAGCCUCCUGGUGGACAUACUGAAACUGACACCACUCCAAGGUCAGGUGAAAGACUUGGAACACAAGCAAGAGGAGCAACUGUUCGAGAUGCUUCAUAAAUCGUUGAUGGACAUUAAGUACUUGAUAGUUUUGGAUAAUUUGUGCGAGGGCAGUCUCAUCAACAAGCUCUUGGUCCCAUUCGUGGACUCUAUGAAUGGAAGCAGAGUCAUUUUCACUACUCCGAAUGCAGAAUUGCAAAAGUUUGCAGACCCUUGGACGCUUCAUCUCCAAUUACUCCCCGACAUGACCAAUGAAGAGUGCAAGAAAUUGCUGCGGGUAAGCAUCCCGGGAGAUGACAACUCAGCAUCGGAGAUGACCACCCUCGAGCAGAGAAUUCUGAGCAAAUGCAAUCGAUCUCCUCCAGUGAUCUCACUGCUAGGAGGACUUUUGUCUGCUGUCAAAGAGAGCAAUUGGGUGGCUCUCAUCGAUCGGCUUGGAGAACGUCCCACCCUCGAUGAUGUCAUGCGCUUGAGCUUCGACGAAUUGUCUUACAUGAUGAAGCUAUGUGUUCUCAAUAUGGCUCUCUUUCCUAAGGAGUCUGAGGUCCCCACAAGGAGGCUUUUCGGGCAAUGGGCUGCUGAGGGGUUGUUGGCAGAGGUGGCUGCUGAUGGUUCGGUCCAGAUGCGGUCCGCAGCGGACUGUUUUCACGAAUUAAAGAGCAGGAACUUGAUUCACGCGGUACGGUGGAAACUGGAUGGAAGUGCCCGAUCAUGUCGCAUGCCUGCUUUUCUUCACGAAUUUUUUUUAGCAAAAGCAAAAGAAUUGGGACUUCCUCGGAUCCGUCCCAGCUCUGACUCUGACUCAGAGGAAGAAUCGAGGGGCAUGGACCCCGUUGCCGAGCAGAGCGCCCAGAAUCAACAGAAGCAAGCACAAAACAAAGCGGCAGGACAUUAUGGUUACCAGGUCCAAUUCCUUCGGUCUUUUGCAUCGUUUAACACCCGUAAGCUAGGAACGCAAGCAAGAGAGAUCGAAGAUCUUCUUAAAUCAAUUAAAUUAGCCUGGGGCCCAUGUUUGCUGAGGGUACUUGAUCUGGAGGGUGUUUACAAGCCUGUGCUCCCAGAGAACUUUGGAAAUAUACUGUGUAACCUAAGAUACUUGGGAUUGAGAUGGACGGUUCUGGAUUCGAUUCCGGAAUCAGUCGGGAAUCUGUUGCUCCUGGAAACCUUAGAUCUGAAGCACACCAACAUAACCAAAGUGACGAGCGCCAUUUGGAAUGCGAAGAAUCUCCAACAUCUGUACCUGAGUGAAGCAUCGUUCGAUGAGUCCAUCCCACUCCAUAUUAUAUCAGGAUGCUCUCCAAACACUAAACUCGAGACACUAUGGGGUCUGUCCAUAAAAACUGAUAAGAGCCCCAUGAUAAGUGCGUUGAAGAAUCUGCAAGGCCUGAAGAAGCUGGGCGUGACGUGCCGUCCCGGAGCAGUGCAGGUGAUGAAAGAAAUUGUUUCGACACUGACCGGGCUCAAGUCCCUGAGAUUGAGAUCGAGGGACCUGUUAGGCCAGCCUGCAAGGCUCGAUUUGAGUGACAUGAACUGGCCCGAUUCUCUUUCAAACUUGUAUUUGCUCGGAUCAUUGCAGUCUGUACCGGACUCCUUGUCAAUCUGUUGCAGGAAUCUGAAAGCGCUUACCUUGUCGACGUCGAGACUGGAAGGCAAUCAGAUGGAGGCCCUAAAGGACCUGGAAAAUUUGAUUGUUCUCAGGUUAUUGGCUCGAUCGUUCACUGGCACAAGGUUGUGCUGCCCCGGAGAAUAUUUUCCAAAACUCUGCGUCCUAAAACUAUGGAUGCUCGAGGAAUUAAAUGAAUUGGUAGUCGAGGAAGGCGCCAUGUGUGAACUCAAAGAGCUGGAAAUCAGGCAAUGCAAGAAUCUAGCGAAAGUUGCUGGCUUACGACCCAUCGGCAGCCUGGAAACUGUCAGUCUUACGGGAGUUAAGGAAAAGCUUGCCAAUGAUGAUAGUCUUGGAGUUUCCAGAGACAUUGUCAAUGCAAAGGAGUUAAUACCCGAGGAAGAGAGCCAGCGAGAAACAGACGAGCAUUGACGUCGGCCCGGAUUCAUCAGCUUCCCGCAAUGAAUGUUUUCAUGCUCAUAAACAAGAGCAUUCAUAUGCUCCUAUGUGCUUCAUUUACUUCCUUUCCUGUCUCUCUCUGUGUGUAUUUUCUACAUUGUAAUUCAUGGCAAAUGCUACUUCAGCCAGAGUCUCAUGACUUUCCUCUUUUGGGAUUGUGAGUGGAAAAUGUUAAGAGCUAGCUUAGUAUAUUUAACGAAAAUUUAUAAAUUGCAGUU
Eucalyptus grandis is the source of this 3114-nucleotide messenger RNA. RefSeq names its product putative inactive disease susceptibility protein LOV1. Lineage: Eukaryota; Viridiplantae; Streptophyta; Magnoliopsida; Myrtales; Myrtaceae. Gene Ontology annotation, molecular function: ADP binding. Gene Ontology annotation, biological process: defense response to other organism. The record is from RefSeq and is a predicted model, not a curated record. The transcript is spliced from 2 exons. The coding region runs from base 71 to 2869 and encodes 932 amino acids.